AUGGCCAAAUCAAAGUCCUCCAAGGGAGACGGCCCGCAGAUUCCCAACAAACACCUUCACUCAAGAAUUUCUUUUCUUCAUCAGGCGGCCGCACACUUGGUCAUCGCGGGAAACAGCGGGUCAGCGACAAGUAGUUCCGAGACAUCUGCUUCUCGGGCUUUCCUCUCAAGAAGCCCCAACACUCAAAAUGCGUCUGAAGCGAGCCGGCUUUUAAAUCACAGCCUGGGAGUGUCCCGAAAAUUGCGAAUCCGGCUCGCCUCCGACAUGAAACAUUCGAUUUGCAAGCGCUGCGACUCCCUUCUCCUGCCUGGACGAACCAGCACUGAACUCGUCGUAAAUCAAAGCAAGAACGGCCGGAAGCCGUGGGCGGAUGUAUUUGAGAUUCGAUGCAUCAAAUGCGGGACUAUCAAACGCUUCCCGGUUGGAGUGGCAAGAGGGGAGAAAGGGCAAGAAAAGCCCGCUUCGCUCGGAGCAGUGGAGAAA
Molecule: messenger RNA, 483 nt
Organism: Capronia epimyces CBS 606.96
Lineage: Eukaryota; Fungi; Ascomycota; Eurotiomycetes; Chaetothyriales; Herpotrichiellaceae
Exons: 1
Biological process (GO): tRNA processing
Cellular component (GO): nucleolar ribonuclease P complex
Source: RefSeq, a predicted model, not a curated record